Molecule: messenger RNA, 2189 nt
Organism: Jaculus jaculus (lesser Egyptian jerboa)
Lineage: Eukaryota; Metazoa; Chordata; Mammalia; Rodentia; Dipodidae
Gene: Tcta
Product: T cell leukemia translocation altered
Exons: 4
Coding region: 345-836 (163 amino acids)
Source: RefSeq, a predicted model, not a curated record
CCACGCCCGAAAAGCAAGACGCUUAACCAAUCAUUGCAGCCGCGUGGGGCAUCACGGGAAACUCCGGGGGCUAUAAAAGACCGAGUUGCUAUUUUAUACUCCCCGAGUCACUCAGCCUUUUAAGUAAGCUGGGUGGGGCCGGGUGCGCGUGCGCCGUUUUAAUUACUCCUCCUUCCACCACCCACCCCCUCCGUACUGCCAACUCUUUCGCGCAAGCCAAGUAGGUCCUCCUUUGCCUGGUGUGGCUGCGCGUGCGUAGUGACGGGCCUGACCCCGGAAGACCGGACGCCUGCGCGGAGGGCAUUUACGGUGACAGUACACCCGGCGGGGAGCCCCGGCCAGUCAUGGCGGAGCCGUGGUCUGGACAAUCCUUGCAGGCUCUGCCCGCUACAGUGCUCGGAGCGCUGGGCGCCCUGGGCAGCGAGUUUCUGCGGGAGUGGGAGACACAGGACAUGCGCGUGACCCUCUUCAAGCUGCUGUUGCUGUGGUUGGUGUUAAGUCUCCUGGGCAUCCAGCUGGCGUGGGGGUUCUACGGGAACACGGUGACCGGGCUGUAUCACCGCCCAGGUUUGGGUGGCCAGAAUGGAUCCACACCUGAUGGCUCCACGCAUUUCCCUUCAUGCACACUGACUGAUCAUAUCAGGUCAGCCUCCUCUGCUGUAAGACAAGAGCUCACUAAUCAGGGCAUUCAGCUUAUCUCAACUUCUACCAGAUGGCAGAGGUCAAACUUGGCCCAGAAAACAAGGGCAACCCAGGCUCUGCUCAAAGAGAAAGCAAGAGAUUUGCAAGAGACGGAAAUGGCAGCAAAUGAAUCUCUCAAGACCCACCGAGAAUAAGGGAAGACAGCAGCAGAAGGGUCUUCAGAGGCAUCACUGGGUCUGCUGGCUCCUACACUGGAUCCUGCUGCUUCCCAGACCCCUUGAACGACUGCAAGGGUUAUGGGGUUGGGGCACAGGAGUACCCCAGUACUUCUAGGGCAAGCUUUCAUUACCUUCAGCCUUGCCUCAAACAGCCCCAGGUACUGGGCAAGAGAAGAGCUUGCCUCUACCCUGGUAUGGGUGCCUUAAGGAGAGAAGACCUCUCACAAGGAUCAGAGCUCAGGAGAAGCCUUUGGGUUAGAGAGGCAAGUAGCCCCUUGUCUUGGCUUUUUUCCUGUCCUUUUUAUCCCCUUGGGAUGUGACCCUACAGAGAUUUGCCCCUCUGAGAGGAAUCCUGAGGUUGACAAGUUCUGGGUUUUGUAAGGAAAAUCUUUUCCCCUGAAUUUCCAGUUUCCUUGGUUUUGCUUUGUUGGCAGGGAGCCAGGUAAUUCUGGCCUGCACCAGGCCUCCUAUUCUAUGGUUACUAAGCUGGCCACUCAGGUAUAAGCAAGGCAACAUGUCUUUUUUGGCACCAUCCUGAUGGAGGCACCAAACACCAACCUCCCUGUCCCAAUUAGAGCUUUCUAGGUCUAAGGCAGGCAUUGGAAAUUAUUUCCCAACUGUCCUCAUUCUUGGGGAAGAAGCUAGAUGCCUGAGAGACAGGAUUCAGUAAUUGAGUCCCUCUGGUGGACUUCCAUUUCCACUGUUUAAGUGCCCAAAAGGUCUUGGGUCUGCCAAAACCCUUAGAAGAAGGCACUAAGCAGUUACUACAUUGACUUCAUAAUGUCACAAAGCCUCAUCAUUUUUCAUAAUGAACUGGCAUAAAUAGGGCCUUGUCCUGAGAACCCACUGGUAUUCCAUCACCCUAGGGACCCUCAACAAGAAAGAACCACAUGCCAGGGUCUCAGUGGGUUAUGAUGGAGAAGUUCCAAAGGCGGGGGUGGCAAAUGACUCUAUAGGAAUACCACUUGCUGGGGUCACUAUGGCUCUUGAAAGUAUUGUGGUCCUCAGUUUGCCUCCUUGCCUAAUGAUUGUACUUCUGCCUGUCUCUGUUGGGCCACUAGCUACCUCAGUGUCCCACUGCCUGCUUCUGUUAAAUAUUACAUAGCCAUCUGGCAGCUGUUGCCUAGACAGAUUUUUGUGGCAGGUGCACUGUAAAUGAGACUAUGCUGAAUUCAUGUACAUGUACCUACUCCAGCAAUGUCAUCUGGACAGCAGGAAGAUACUCUUCACAGCCUCAGGCCCACCCCUUAACAUCACUACAUAGAAUCAGGGUCUCACAUUCCACCCCAGGCUCAACUGAAGAUGUGGCAUAUUAAACACAGAAGUGCA